Molecule: messenger RNA, 2601 nt
Organism: Cinclus cinclus
Lineage: Eukaryota; Metazoa; Chordata; Aves; Passeriformes; Cinclidae
Gene: HPGDS
Product: hematopoietic prostaglandin D synthase
Exons: 5
Coding region: 785-1483 (232 amino acids)
Biological process (GO): glutathione metabolic process
Molecular function (GO): glutathione transferase activity
Source: RefSeq, a predicted model, not a curated record
UUUAAAGCAACCUCAUCUGCUCACCUUUCCUGUACUAUCCUUGCUAUACAAUCAAACUCUCAAAUACUUUCUUUUGCUGCCUGCUACCCUGGGAAACAAAUAGAACCUUCCUGUUAUGUGACUCCUAACUAGAACUGAAGGGAAAAAGUUAAAUCACUUAAACUUAAAAACUUAAAAAAGCAAUUUCAAGCAUUCUUUUGGCUUCUGUACACAAACUGAAAAUUCAAUGAUGAUUUUCUCAAAACACUACUGUAUCCUGGUUUCCAUAGCAUAUUUUUCUUCUAAAAUAAUUUUAGAUUGCUUAUACAUCUUGGGUAAUAAUUGAUGCAAAAAAGAUCAGAAGAGUUUGGUAAUUUGCAUGAUGUGAUCUUGGAUGAAGGUCUCUGUAAACAGUAGGGGCUGCACAGGGCAGGCCUGAACAAAAUUGCUGCUCAAGAUACCAGCUAUCUUCUGCUGCAGAAUAUGAUUUUAGAUUUUCACUCUGGAAAAAAAAAAACAAACAAACAAAAAAACCCCCCCUCACUUCCUAAAAAACGGCCUGGAUUUGGAGUCACGAGAGAAAUAAAUGAAAGCUGAAAGUCCCUAUUACAUCUGGGAAAAAAAAAAAAAGAAAAAGCCACCUUUCUAGAGACACACAAGGAGGAACUGCAGGUUCAGCUGUCUUUGUCCACAUCUCUGUGUGCUGUGGCUGACAAAUACAGCACAAAAAGGUGCGAGCAAUGCAGCGAUUGCAAAGUGCAACGCACCAGGGCUUGGCGUAAUAUUUCCUCUGCAUUGUACAAGCAUGUCUGUCAAAAACAAGCACACACAGUGGUUUUGUAAAAACGGAGCUGAGUUAACCCUCUCUAAAGCAGCUCUGUGUCCCCUCCCAGCAGGGCCCAGGAUGCCACAGUACAAGCUCACCUACUUCAACCUGCGGGGACGAGCAGAGAUCAGCCGCUACCUCUUCGCCUAUUCGGGCAAGAAGUAUGAAGACUACAGGAUAGAAGCAGCAGACUGGCCCAAAAUCAAACCAACUAUCCCAUUUGGCAAACUCCCCAUUCUGGAAGUAGAUGGAGUUAUCAUUCACCAGAGCCUAGCAAUGGCAAGAUACCUUGCCAGAGAAGCAGGUGUGGCAGGCCAGACACCUGUGGAGCAGGCUUUAGCUGAUGCCAUUGUAGACACCAUCGAUGAUUUCAUGACGCUCUUCCCUUGGGCAGAGAAAAACCAGGAUGUGAGAAAAAAAGCAUUUGAUGAUAUCCUCACCAACAAAGCACCUGAGCUACUGAAAGAUUUGGAUACUUUCUUAGGGGAUAAGAAGUGGCUGGUAGGGAAUUCUGUAACGUGGGCUGAUUUCUACUGGGAUGUGUGCAGUACAACACUUCUGUCCUGUAAACCUGACCUGGCAGACAAAUACCCCAGGCUUUUGGCUCUCAGGGAGAGAGUGCAAACACUUCCAGCUAUUGCAGCCUGGAUCCAGAAAAGGCCAAAGAGCGCAAUGUAGAUCAGCUGCUCAGAAAAACAAAAUGCUUGUUUAGUUUUCAAUACGACAAAAAUCCUAAGUUAUUAACUUCUGAAUCAUUUAAAUUAACUUCAGUUGGCUAUGGUGUAUCAAAUCAAAAUCUACCACUUAUAUUCACUUGCAAGAGAACCUAGAAUACUGAUUUAGCAGAGUAAUAAAUACUGAUUCACAGAAGUGUGGUUUCAAUCACAUUCCCCCUCUACUAACAUAAUGCUCGAUCAAACCAAUUAAUGUUUUGUGCACUCUCAAAGGGAGAUAAGGUGAAUACAUCUUCCUGGAGCGGUGCAACCUCAACAGCAUUUUGCCUAUUACAGUCUUUCAAUCUGGAGGAAAGCAAGUUAAAUUGAGAUGGCAAAUAUGUGGAACACAAAAGAAAAGCAAAACAAAACCAAACCCAAAAAAAACCCAAACCGAAACAAAACAAACCUCAAAAUAAUAAUUAAAAAAGAACCAAAAAAGACCUAUUUAGUCAAAAAUAUUUGAGGACCUGAAAAAAGUGCUUGAGAAGUUUGAAGUUUAUGCUGUGCCCCUGAAAAAAAACCAAACAAAAACCUCCAAAACAAGCCAAAAAAGCAGUUGCACAGCUGAGCUGGUGCCCACACCAGCACGUUUUCCAUAAAUGCACAGCUGCAAAAACAUUCAGCAGCUCAGUAUGUAUGCCAGUAAGCAGGAGACACAGACUGGGGGACAGUGGUGGUGGCAACUGGUUUAGAACAAAUGAAGUCCUCUUCCAGGACUGGAGAAAAGGCAGGUGAAAAUCCUGGCAAUGUGGACAGCUGUGGAUGGAAGUGGUUUAUACAAACUCAAGGGCAGACAAGUGCUUGUGAGAGUUCUCCAUUGUGUGGUGUAAGCAGAUAAACCACAACUAACUUGGGCAACACACUGAGCUGGAAAUCACCACUGUGGGCAAAGUACUUCACAUUUACUUUCCCUCCCAACCUCAAGUAUUACUUCAUGGAAUCAUGAGUGACACCAAACAACCCCUAAGAGAGGCAAGUGAGAUACUGUCAGAACAGAAAGUAACAACCUUUACUCAUUCUUAUCUUCACCUGCUUUGAAACUCCUUCCAUGCUUUGCUCUGGCUCUUCAUACAUUUUUCC